This is a messenger RNA of Apodemus sylvaticus (European woodmouse), 2608 nucleotides long. RefSeq names its product proline rich coiled-coil 1 (gene Prrc1). Lineage: Eukaryota; Metazoa; Chordata; Mammalia; Rodentia; Muridae. Gene Ontology annotation, biological process: activation of protein kinase A activity. The transcript has 9 exons. The coding region runs from base 189 to 1520 and encodes 443 amino acids. The record is from RefSeq and is a predicted model, not a curated record. Gene Ontology annotation, molecular function: protein kinase A regulatory subunit binding. Gene Ontology annotation, cellular component: cytoplasm.
GUCGGCGACGUGGCAGCGGGGCGGCGCGGAAGCCAUCUUAGCGCGGGACACACGCUCCUCUGGUCUUCCUUGUCCCCCGAAAACCGGAUCCCCGCGCGGGACCCCCGACCCGGGCCCCGACCUCGACCCGCGUGUGCAGCAGCUGCGCAGGCGCUCGCUCUGACCCAGCGCACCAUAACUGAGGGAAAAUGAUGGAAGAAAGUGGAAUCGAGACAACUCCGCCUGGAACCCCUCCCCCGCAUGCUGCAGGCCUGGGUGCCACGCCCUCCACUGAGGCUCACCUAGCUGCAACCAGUUCCUUCUCAUCUCCCAGUGUGUCCGGGAUGGAGUCUCUGCCACCACAUGCGUAUUCCACGCCUCAGCCCCCGCUGCCCCCUGUGCAGCCAUCAGCGCCACCGCCCUUUGUGCCCUUAUCUCCAGCUCCUUCCGUCCCCCUGAGUGGCACUUCUGUGCCGCCGUCCAUGUCUCCAUCGCCUGCCACUGCCUUCAGCGGCCCUCCGAUGUCCCACUUCCCACCUGCGACCUCUGCCUCGGGUGCUCUUCUGUCUGCACCGCCUUCGGGGCCUCCGAUAUCAGGGUUUUCUGUCGGUACAACUUAUGACAUCACAAGAGGACAUGCCGGGAGGGCGCCCCAGACACCUCUGAUGCCAUCAUUUUCUGCACCCCCGGUUACAGGUAUCUUGCCAACCCCCAUUACUCAGCAAGCCAGUAUGACAUCUCUGGCACAGGGACCUGGAACCACAUCAGCCAUUACUUUCCCAGAGGAACAGGAAGAUCCUAGAAUUAACAGAGGCCAGGAUGAUGCACCUGCUGGUGGGAUCUGGGGUUUUAUUAAGGGCGUGGCUGGGAAUCCUAUGGUGAAGUCUGUCCUGGAUAAGACCAAGCAUUCUGUAGAAAGUGUGAUCACGACGCUGGAUCCUGGCAUGGCUCCAUAUAUCAAAUCUGGAGGUGAACUGGAUAUUGUUGUAACCUCAAAUAAAGAAGUGAAAGUGGCAGCUGUCCGAGAUGCCUUCCAGGAGGUCUUUGGCUUAGCUGUGGUUGUUGGGGAAGCUGGGCAGUCCAAUAUCGCCCCACAGCCAGUAGGGUAUGCGGCUGGAUUAAAGGGCGCCCAGGAACGCAUCGAUAGCCUGCGGAGGUCUGGAGUGAUCCACGAAAAACAAACUGCGGUGUCAGUAGAAAACUUCAUUGCCGAGCUGCUGCCUGACAAAUGGUUUGACAUUGGCUGCUUGGUGGUUGAAGACCCCGUGCAUGGCAUCCGCCUGGAAGCGUUUACCCAAGCCACACCAGUGCCUUUGGAGUUUGUGCAACAGGCACAAAGCCUGACUCCCCAGGACUACAAUCUGAGGUGGUCAGGCCUGCUGGUGACAGUGGGCGAGGUCCUGGAAAAGAGCUUGCUAAAUGUCAGCCGGACUGAUUGGCACCUGGCUUUCACUGGCAUGUCUCGCCGACAGAUGAUCUACAGUGCAGCCAAGGCUGUGGCAGGCAUGUAUAAGCAGCGGCUGCCACCCAGGCCCAUGUGAAACCAGCUCCUGGGACACAGAGACCUGCCAUCGUCACCUUGGGCUCCGGGUCAGAGGAAAUUGAGUAGCUUCCAUGAAUCCAACAGUUUUUACGAUCUUCCCGUAGGCAGCAAUCCUUAAAAAAAAAAAAAAAUUUUUUUUAAAUAAAGGCACAGUGUCAUUCCAGUAAAACAAAAGAAAUAGAUCCUCUUUUUAUUGUCAUAAUUCCAUACGUUCUGGUUCUCAAAAAACAUACACAAAUAUCGUUACAGCACAAUUCAGUAUGCCAAAUUUAUAAAGUGGAGAUCUGAGUUCACAUAUUUGUUGAUUUGUUCUUGACUCUUCUGGUUUCUUAAUAUGUAAUGGGAUCUGUGUGUGCUCACUCUCUCGUGAGGGCUUGUUUCCUGUCAUCUGUGUGUGUACACGACCUCAGUCAUGGUCAGCAGAGGACCUUACAUGCUUUCUGGGUGGGUGUGCACAGUGUUUUACAGAAUGUGGGCCAAAUUAACAGAAUGGAUAUUUUUUGUCAUUAUGUACAUGAAUAGUUUGGAAGUUAUACUUGUUCUUUUUUGUUUUAAAUUUUGGUAUUUUACAGAUUUAUAUUAUGAACCUUAGAAAAUAAUGUUUUAUUUUUUCAUCGCUAUCUAAAAACUAAAGGACAGAUCAAGUAUAUCUUAGAUCAGAAAUGUAUUUGUGUUUUUAUUUUUAUUUUUUAUCUUGUUCAUUUUCAUAUAUUGGUGUUUGCUUGCCCUUGCGGCUGUGUACCAUGUGUGUGCAGUGCCCACGGAGGCCAGAAGAGGGCGGCAGAGCUCUGGAACUGGAGUCACAGCUGGUUGUGAGCUGCCCUGUGGGUACUGGGAAGGAACUUGACUUCUCUAGAAGAGCUGUCAGCGUUCUUAGCCACUGCCACAUCUCUCCAGCACCCCCCACCCCCAUGUUACUUUUAUAUCAUCAGCUCUCACAACAGGUCUUCCUGCACCCACUCACGUCCUGCAGACUGUAAGAGGAAUCCUCUUCUUUUGGGAUGGUAUUUUUUUUUUUCAACUAAAGCUUUUUUAUUAUUUGAGAAUUUCAUCAAUGUGUUCUGAUAACGUUUACCUCCCACCCCA